Messenger RNA from Phymastichus coffea, 3940 nucleotides. It is a transcript of the gene vvl, whose product is annotated as POU domain protein CF1A. The record is from RefSeq and is a predicted model, not a curated record. Bases 673 to 2133 code for a protein of 486 amino acids. Lineage: Eukaryota; Metazoa; Arthropoda; Insecta; Hymenoptera; Eulophidae. Gene Ontology annotation, cellular component: nucleus. Gene Ontology annotation, biological process: regulation of transcription by RNA polymerase II; brain development. Gene Ontology annotation, molecular function: DNA-binding transcription factor activity, RNA polymerase II-specific; RNA polymerase II cis-regulatory region sequence-specific DNA binding. The transcript has a single exon.
UUAGCUCUGUGCGACAUGCAUAACGCAUGAGAGCCACUCCGAGACAUAUCUUUUUCUCCGUUCUCGUUCUCUUUUCUCUCUUCUCGGCUGUCCGUCUGUCUGCUUCUUUGGCCUGGACUCUGCUCGUGGCCCGUCAGUCUCGAGUGGUCGGCAGUGUGCUCGUGCAGUUUCGUCGCGUCGUCGUCAUCGUGCCUCGAGUCCUGUACAGACCGGUACAAAUUAGUGCAGCGUAGUGUGCAGGUGUCGUUGAGCGCAGCUGCAGAAAGCGAGGUGAGAGAGAGAGAGAAAGAGAGAGAGAGGGAGAGGAGAACCAAGUGAAUGAAGACGAGUGCGCGAACCUAGAGCCGCGGCAGGCUCAUCGCGUCUAAAUCGCGACAGCCGGGGACACUCGGCACCACGGCAUCUCGUCAUGGUAUCAACGUUCAUCGUGCAGUCUCCGACGGCUCGCUGGACAGAGACUACGAGCGGUUCGACCAAUCGCUCGAUCGUUCUUAAUAGUCAUAAAGACUGAGUACUACGUCGAUUCCAUUAGUAAAGAGAGAACGAAGAAGGCGGAAACAGAAAUAACAAAUAAUUGUUGCGCCUGUAAACCGGGGACGAGUUGCCGCCGACUGAUCGGAGAUAACCUAGUAAUUAGAAGGAAUUUGGCAAGAGGCAGCAGAUCGCCAGUAGAUGGCUGCUACGACGUACAUGCCGAUAAGUAGCGCAGUUUCGUCGGAGCUGGAUGGUGGCACGGGAUCGGUGAGCGGGAUGAAUAUCGCCGUGAGUGGCUACUCGUCGGGUUCGCCGCGCAGCGCGGCCGACGCCGGAGAGAUGAAGUACAUGCCGGCGCCGCAGCACCACCACCAUCAUCAUCAUCACCAUCAGAUGACCUCGUCACCGUCGCCGAAUGGCUUGUCUCACCCGGCUUCGCUAUCGGCUGCCAACCCGUGGGCUUCGCUCGGCCAGCCGGGCAGCGAUCCGUGGGCUGCCUCAAUGGGCAUGCACCAUCCCCACCAUCAUCCGCACGCCCAGGCCAACACCGCCGCGGCUUCGCUGGACGUCAAGCCGUUGGCGGCAGCGGCGGCGGCGGCCCAGGCGCAGGCCGCCCAAGAGCAGGCGAUGCAGGCCGCCGCCGCGGCAGCCGCGGCGGCAGCCGGUCACCGGGGCCCGCAUCAGUCGCCCCCGGGCAUGGCCUCGCCCCACCAUUCUCACCAUUCGUCGUGGCAUGCGCCCGUCGUACCCUCGGCCCACUACAACCCCGGUGGCGGCUCACCCUCGCCGGCCGCUCUGCAGCAAUACCACGCCGCGAUGAAUGGCAUCCUGCAGCACCACCAGCCGCACCAGCACCCGCACCAGUUACACCAGGCCCACCAGCAGGCCGGACUGGCGCACCACCUGCGCGACUCGCACAACCACAGUCCGCCCGUGGGCGGAGGUGGCGGGAGCGGCCAUCCGCUGCACCCAGGCCAUCCGCUCGAGCGUGAGCACAGCGCUGGCGAGGAGGACACCCCAACGAGCGACGACCUUGAGGCCUUCGCCAAGCAAUUCAAGCAACGCCGCAUCAAGCUCGGCUUCACCCAGGCCGACGUGGGCCUGGCUCUUGGCACUCUAUACGGCAACGUCUUCUCGCAGACAACCAUCUGCAGGUUCGAGGCGUUGCAGCUCAGCUUCAAGAACAUGUGCAAGCUCAAGCCCCUGCUGCAGAAGUGGUUGGAGGAGGCGGACUCGUCGACGGGCUCGCCGACCAACAUUGACAAGAUCGCCGCGCAGGGCCGCAAGCGCAAGAAGCGCACCUCGAUCGAAGUGUCGGUGAAGGGUGCCCUCGAGCAGCACUUCCAUAAACAGCCCAAGCCCUCGGCGCAGGAGAUCACCUCGCUAGCCGACAGCUUGCAGUUGGAAAAGGAGGUAGUGCGAGUCUGGUUUUGCAAUAGGCGCCAGAAGGAGAAGCGCAUGACUCCACCCAACACCCUCGGCGACAGCAUCAUCGAGGGCAUGCCGCCGGGCCACCAGCCAGGCGGCGGCCAGCCGGGACUUCACCAGCACUCCUACCACCCGCAUGACCACCUGCAGGGCUCACCCAUGGGCCACAGCCACAGCCCGCCGAUGCUCAGCCCCCAGGGUCUCACAGCGCAUUCGCUCGCGGCCCACUAGCGUUCGCCGGCGCCUCCCCCGUUGGGCCUCGUCGCCGCCACGUCGCAGGCCAACUCGUCCGGCGCGGAGGCCGCCGUUUUACCGCCGUUCUACCACCACUACCUUCAGGCACGCUCAGGCAGCUACAACAGCUCGUAGCUCGGCCGCGCCGACUCGUUGUCGCCGGUGCCGAUGCCGACGCCAACGAUCAUGACGGCCUCGCAGACGACGCCACUGUACGCGCUCGACGAGAUUGCUCAUCAACACCGGGGAGGCUGCUACUGAAUCUGCAAUCACCUGACACUUCAUCAUAGUCGUUGACAGAACGCCACCGAAUUUGUGCACUCGCUCUCUCGCUACCGCUGUCGUCAAGCUAUAGCGUUCGCCGUAGUGCGUGAGUACCAGUGCGCGACUAUCGAAGCUUCGUGUGUGCAACCCGCAACCCAUCGAGGUUUGUCCCCAACGAACUAUUUUUACCCGCAAGCAAACUGUUUUAUGCACUUUCUAACGUAUAGCAUUAGUAUCUACCGAUUAAACCAAUGGACGAGCCCCCCCGUGCACGUCAACCUGAUCCGCAAACCCAUAAUACACAGCGCGGAUAACGUAGCACGGCAGGACACGAAAAACGCGCUAGUCGAUCGUUGCACGCCCGCGCGCACCAGUUAAUGUAACAUAAGUAAAUACGAACUGUAAAUAAUGUACCAGAUGUAUAAAGUUCUAGUAAGCUUUAAGUGAAAAAAGCACGCGUGUGUAACGCGCGGAUCGAUUUUUUUCCUUUUCUUUAACUUUUUUGUUCUCCAAGUUCUUUUAUUUGUUUAAUUAUUUUUUUUUUUCUUUGCGGGGCUUCCGCCAAACAAGCCAAUAUUCACGACAGACUGAGCGCGUACAAGAGCGGAUUAGCGUGACUUAUUAAAUACGAUUUAUUUAUAAUAAACACAACUCGAUUUUAAUGUGCGAAAUUGAAUGUGUUCGAUCACGGUUCUUCGAGUCCCUUCUGUACAAAAAAAGUCAGUGAUGUCAAGUAGAAAAAAUUUUAGAAACAUAUGAUUAUGAAGGCAAAUACGUCGUCAUAUUUUAAAUGUAUAUUGUUAAUUAUAUUAUUAUCAUUAUUAUCAACAUCUUACUAUUAUCAUGAUUAUUAUUAUUAGAUGUCCGCAUGCCAUCGUCGCGAUUGCUAUUAUUGAUUGUCAAGCCCCGUUUUAAAGUUAUAUACAAUAGUAAUUGUCGAAUUAUUUUUUUUUGUAUCUCUGUCGGUACCAUUAUUAUUAUUAUUAUUAUUAUUAUUAUUAUUAUUAUUAUUAUUAUUAUUACUAUUACUAUUAUUAUUAUUAUUAAUAUUAUUAUUACUAUUAUUAUUAUUAUUAUUAUCAUCAUUAUCAUCAUCAUCAUCAUUAUCAUUAUUAUUGUCAUUAUUAUGAUUAUAACUGUUAUUAAAUUCACUUGUUCGGGAUGGAGUGCAGAAUGAGCAUGUUGAAUCAAACAGAUGUUUUGUAACAACCCGUAUAACUUCAUAUAUAUUGAUAUGAGAGUAGUUCAUUUGUACAAUAUUUAUAUUUGACGAGGUACUUUAGUGCGUACUCCAAGUUCUAGGUGACGUGAACUAAAGUCUUGUACAAAUUACCAUCUAAACUUAUGAAAGUAGCUGAGCGCGAUACAUGUAUGAAUAUGAUAAGAGUUUACGAUAAGGUUAUAAUAUGUUAUGCUGGCGUAUUGAUUGAUUGGUCGAUUGGUUUAUUUGUGUGAAAACCAAUGAACUAAUUAAUCGAUACUGUACAGAAUAUAAAUUGUGAAUAAACUAGAAGGAGUGAGAUGUUCCUCCUUUCCAUAA